Messenger RNA from Naegleria gruberi, 1413 nucleotides. RefSeq lists its product as uncharacterized. The coding region runs from base 1 to 1413 and encodes 470 amino acids. The record is from RefSeq and is a predicted model, not a curated record. NCBI's taxonomy places the organism in Eukaryota, Heterolobosea, Eutetramitea, Acrasida, Naegleriidae. The transcript has a single exon.
AUGGCUCGGAUGUGGCACGAUGAGAAUACUUGUCUUUUAAAUCCUCUCGUGGAAGAAGUGGUGAGUGAAGAAGAAUUGGAGACGAAACAGGAAGAAUUACAAAUUGCCAUACCUUUCCAUUUGAAAUGGUUUGUAACUGGCUUUACGAAUGGUAGAAAGGCAUGGUCUAAUUCUGUUGUGCAUGUUAGUAAUUUGUUGGGACCUGUCAAAUCUUGGAAAAUGGACACACAGAAUGGUUAUGUAGUGUUGGGAGUUGAUACUCAAUUCUCGAACAUGUUAACAUUGAGUAGGGAUGGAAGGAUUAGAGUGAAUAGAGACACGGUUGACUUUUUUGAUUUUGUAACGAUGGUAAAUCGUCCAUUGAAUCCAGAAUUUUACAAUUUUGAAAAGUUUAAAGAAAGAGUGUACUUCCCCUUCUCAAUGACUAAGGGAUUUUAUAGUAUUUUGCCAGACAAGUACAAGUUUGUGGACAGGUUGACCAUGCAUGCUAUUGAAUUGGAUCCAAAAUGUUAUACUUAUGUUCCAGAUUAUAUCAAGAGGAUGAAACAUAUUGCCAAGAAGGUGUUUAUUAGAAAUCCAUCCUUGGGCAGAUUAAUUCCAAAAGAAAUUUUGGAAGAUACAGAUUUUGUUAUGGAUAUUUACAAAUCAUCACAAUCAAUUCUGUUUUAUGCUUCUCCUAAAGGAAAAUGGUGGAGUGAUAGGGGUUUUAUGAUUGAGGCAUUGAAGCGUGAUGUAUGUUUAAUAAGAAACUGUUCUGAGGAAAUACGGACUGAUAGAGAAAUUAUUGACAUGAUUAUUGACAUUGAUGCAGCAAGUUCUUUUCAAUAUAUUGGAAAAUUCAAGGAAGACGAAGAUAUUGUGAAAACGGCACUAUUUAAAUCAAACUUCAAGAUUCUGCAUUAUAUCAAUAGUGAUUUUCUACUUAAUAAUAGAGAACUAGUUCUCACAAUACUGAAAAGUAAUGGAAAGUAUAUUAACGAAAUGCCAGAGUCAAUCAAAAAGGAUAGAGAAUGCUUUUUCCUAGCUGCAAGAACGCCUUAUUUCACAUACAAAGUUCAAUCUCUUUACAAAAUAAUAGAGAGUGACAGAGAGGAUUUCAAAUCAAUUCUGCAAUUUAAUCCGGACCUUUUGGAGAAGACCAUUUUCAAACACGACAGAGAGCUCCUUAAAGAGGCUCUUUCACACAGUGGAUAUUGUCUCAGAUUUGCAAGUGAAGAAUUCAAGGCAGAUAAGGAACUUGUUUUGACAGCCGUAACAAACAAUGGAUCUGCCCUAAUGUAUGCUUCUCCAAAACUCAAAGAUUGUGAAGAGGUUGUCUUGGCAGCUGUAAUGAAUAAUGGAAAAGCAAUUCGCUUUGCUUCAAAGAGAUUAUCAUCCAAUCAGAAAAUUAUCAAAUCAAGAAAGUUAAAGUAA